AUGGACCACGCGCACAUGGACCACUCGCACAUGAACCACGCCGGGAUGGACCACGGCGGCGGCGGCCACGGCGGCAUGGACGACAUGUGCAGCAUGAGCAUGCUCUUCACCUGGGACACGACCAACCUCUGCAUCGUCUUCCGCCAGUGGCACAUCCGCUCCACCGCCUCCCUCAUCGUCUCCCUCCUCGCCGUCGUCCUCCUCGCCAUGGGCUACGAGGCCCUGCGCUCCCUCUCCCGCGCCUACGAGGCGAGCCUCGCCAAGCGCAUCUCCGCCAUGCCCAGGCAACUCCAGGACGAGACGGCCCGCCGGGGCCACAUCGUCAAGGCCGUCCUCUACGCGCUGCAGAACUUUUACGCCUUUAUGCUCAUGCUUGUGUUCAUGACGUACAACGGCUGGGUCAUGAUUGCCGUGUCGCUGGGCGCCUUCUUCGGAUAUCUGGUGUUUGGGCAGACGACUUCGGCGACAAAGGACAAUGCGUGUCACUAG
Molecule: messenger RNA, 489 nt
Organism: Purpureocillium lilacinum
Lineage: Eukaryota; Fungi; Ascomycota; Sordariomycetes; Hypocreales; Ophiocordycipitaceae
Biological process (GO): copper ion transmembrane transport
Cellular component (GO): plasma membrane
Molecular function (GO): copper ion transmembrane transporter activity
Source: RefSeq, a predicted model, not a curated record